Astyanax mexicanus (Mexican tetra) is the source of this 2415-nucleotide messenger RNA. RefSeq names its product PROP paired-like homeobox 1 (gene prop1). Lineage: Eukaryota; Metazoa; Chordata; Actinopteri; Characiformes; Acestrorhamphidae. The transcript is spliced from 3 exons. The coding region runs from base 50 to 724 and encodes 224 amino acids. Gene Ontology annotation, biological process: regulation of transcription by RNA polymerase II. The record is from RefSeq and is a predicted model, not a curated record. Gene Ontology annotation, molecular function: RNA polymerase II transcription regulatory region sequence-specific DNA binding; DNA-binding transcription factor activity, RNA polymerase II-specific.
AAGCUCCUCUUAAGCUUGAGACCCCACUGUGGCUCAGAGAGGACCAGCCAUGGACCCUAUCAAGCCUCACCAGCCGUUCUCCGACAUUUACUCUGAAGUUAUUGUCAGCUCCAGUGCAGAUGUCCAGGCUCCGCCCAGGAAGGGGUCCACAGGGCCUGAGAACAGUGGAGACAUGGUGGGCCGAGUGCGACCCCACCCAUCACCGUCCCGCAGGAGACACCGCACCACCUUCAGCCAUGAACAGCUGGAGCAGCUGGAGUUAGCCUUCAGACACAACCACUACCCUGACAUCUACUACCGAGAGGAACUGGCUCAGACAACCAAACUCAACGAGGCUCGCAUUCAGGUUUGGUUCCAGAACCGGCGCGCUAAGCAGAGGAAGCAGGAGCGAGUCACCCAUAAAGCGGUGCCCGGGCGCCGGGCCCUGCUGAGCGGCUUGCGGGUGACCCCUGCAGGCUCGGCCAGGCAGUACCAGUGCUCUCACUCUCUCCCACACAUCCCGAGGUUCCCCGCAGUGCUGCCCACUGGCGGCUACUCCCCUCACGCAGCCGCCGCUCAGCUGGCCUGCCCCGCUGCCCCUGCCCCAGCACAGCCCGUCCGGCAGCACGAGGACUGGUACAGCCAGCUGUGCAGCAUCGGAGCUCCAGCCGCCAGCCUGCCCCACGCCUCUGUGUUCUCUCUGGCCUCCAUGUCCGCCCUGGAGCCGGCCACUCACUGGAGCUAGAGCAGGCUGAGACAGGAGGCCUACAUUCAUAUUACAAACUACGUCUUACAAAACUCUGUUUUUCCCCAGUUCUUAGCUGUUCUUAGCUGUUUCACAGGUGUGUUGAUAGUGUGAACAAGUAUGGUAUAUGGUAUACCUCUCUAUAAAGUAUACCUCUCUAUAAAGUGACCUUAAUGCCCACAUUUAAUCAAGCUAGUGAUAACAAUUGUGCCUUCAAACACAAAACAACAUUAAAGAUGACACAAGAAGCAAACUUGAUUUUCACUUCCAACUUUAAAUACUUAAAGGAGGAAUCCGGUGUAAAAUGGAGCACCACAUGCUAAGUGGUGAGCACCAGAUACUAAGUGGUGAGCACCAGAUACUAAGUUGUGAGCACCACAUAUUAAGUGGCACUGGAUAGUAUAUUCACUCGUCUAUACAUGAUUUAACAGACUGCUAUGUUGUGCUGAGCACAUCCUCCAUCCAGUUAUCAAAAUCAUAUUUAUUUAGCUAGCCAUUUGUGAUCUAAUGUAGGCUGCUUUAUUUCAGUGUGCAAAGAUCUAGCUAGCUAACAUUUUACACUGUAAUAAAGGAGUUAACGUUAGCUUACAUGGCAAGCUAACAACUUUAUUUUCACUGUGGACUAUUUGCUCAGCAGGGCAGGUUACUGUAAGUUGUUUGUCAGUCUAAAUUAUAGCUUGCUAGCUACAAUUUGUUUUGGUGCUUACCUUAGUAUUUGGUGCUGCUCACCACUUAGUAUGUGGUGCUCUCCACUUAGUAUGUGGUGCCAGGGCUGAGGCUGGAGCAGUAUUAGCAUUAGCUGCUAAUCGCACUAAGUGCUAGCUCUUUCGCAGCUCAGAGGAGAGUAUAUCAGACUGUAGUCUGCGUGUUUACCAUGUUACAACAAGCUAUGCGGGACGAACCGCUAGCUGAUAGCACCCUGGCUUACCAGAACACUCAGGGUUCCUCAGUGUAGCGCUGUUGGUGCUAACUGCGCUAAAAUAUUGGAAAUCUAAGCUUACUGUAAGUAAAAUAAAGAAGAGAAACCUGUGUAAAUAAACAUUCAGCACAUGUUUGACUUUGAAAGAAAAUGUUAUUUAAAAAAAUACAGUUUAAGUUACUUGCGCCUCCAGCAGCAAGACCUGCCGAAUUAGAAAAGAAACAUGGUGACACCCCUGUUCCUUACUAUUGUCACUUAAAAUGCACCUUAUAAUCUGGUGUGCCUUAUAGUCCGUAAAAAAUGGUACAUCAAUAACAAGUUCAAAGUAGCCCCACACUUCACUGGUAGAAUUCUGAGGGCACUGAUGUUUAAUACGAGGCACUGAGAAAUUUGAAAAUGCACAGAUAGUUUACUAAAAACACAGUUUAUACAUACACAGAACCUUCAAGUAGUUCCAGGGGCAAAUGAAGGUGUUAUUCAAUAAAAGGUAAUAACACCUACUUUACUUGAAGGGGAAAGCAUCACAGGACAGCGUAAAUAUUGGUUUAUUUAUCUCUCCUUAUUUACAGAAUGUAAGUGUGCUGGGGGUUUGGAAAAAAAGCUAUUUAAAAAAUACAAUCUAGUUUUAAAAAAUGGUUUUAAAGCUCUGUCCCAACCAUUUUAACAAUUUAAUGCUUUAAUGAAAUGUUUUAGCUCCCAUAUAACUGUUUCUACAAAAUGUUAAAAUACAAGUUAUGAAAUUGCUGUUGUCAUGUGUGUUACAUCAGGAUUU